CACACCAAGUACCCGGAAGUUUGAUUGACUCUGAGAUUCCUCGAGAGAGUUUCCAAAGAAAAUAUUUUAAAGAAUGGCAGCCGCACAGCUAAAGCCUGCAGAGCAGGCCAAAUUGCAAUUGAUGCAAGAGAUGGAGAUUGAAAUGAUGUCAGAUUUGUACAAUAGAAUGACCAAUGCAUGCCACAGGAAGUGCAUACCACCGAAAUACAAUGAUGCAGAACUUGGGAAAGGGGAGAAUGUUUGCAUCGAUCGCUGUGUAGCAAAGUUCCUUGAUAUUCACGAACGCAUUGGCAAGAAGUUGACUGCAAUGUCUGUCCAGGAUGAAGAUUUAAUGAAGAAAAUGGGCCAAGAGGCCAAAUAGUGAAUUUGGUAGCAUUUCCCUAGUGAUAAAUAUUUCUCAAAAUAUAGCUUGGUAAACUCACAAUUGUACAAUUGAUCUUCCGUGUACAGAGAAUUUCCUCCAUAAAGAAAUAAUCAUAAAAUCAUCUCGAAA
This is a messenger RNA of Phlebotomus papatasi, 493 nucleotides long. It is a transcript of the gene Tim10, whose product is annotated as mitochondrial import inner membrane translocase subunit Tim10. The coding region runs from base 74 to 361 and encodes 95 amino acids. Lineage: Eukaryota; Metazoa; Arthropoda; Insecta; Diptera; Psychodidae. The transcript has 2 exons. The record is from RefSeq and is a predicted model, not a curated record. Gene Ontology annotation, cellular component: mitochondrial inner membrane. Gene Ontology annotation, biological process: protein insertion into mitochondrial inner membrane.